CUGGCCGGUUCGUCUGCGGUUCCAAGGCAGCGAGAGGAGUGGGGAGCUCGUGGUAUUGUUGAAUCUCCGAAAAAUGUUCAUUUUGGAUCCCCGUCUCUGCUUACAUACCACGCGCACUCCCUCCCUUAUUUCCUUAUAUGUCUCAUUCUCUUACGCUUUUCAUUAGUCUUCUCAAUUGAAGUUUCGUUUCAAGUUUGCCUGAACACUACCCAGACAUGUGCAAACGGAAAGGCCAACGGAACACAUACGCCUAAUUCCAAAUGUGACAGACCACAGGUCGGCUGCAAACUACCCACAUCGGAUGUGGCGGCGGCGAUAUCACACAGGCACAGUCCGGCGAGCUAAAACGAACGGCGGGAGGGGAAAGGGAAAACGGUACGGUCACUUGUAGGAACCUAAAGCAAAAUAUUAAUGUAAGCCUACCGUCUUCAGAGAGCAGGUUCAUUGGGCGUCUGCGGUUCAUACAUGUACCGUAGGUUUAUAGGGGUGUGAACGUUUCCACAUACCCUCAUGCGCAACUCCACGGAACUCAACUUUUCUAACCUCAAACUUUCUGUAAGGCUAAGCACAAAUUUGACAGACACAGACAUGACUGAAAGACAACAUUCCAAUUUAGUUAUAUCUAUAUAUCAGUAACGUUCAAUCCUUUCUUACGCAUUGAUUAUCUCGAACUAGCGCUGCAAAUGACUGAUAUUAGGUGACACCGCAUCCUCUAACUUUUCUCCACCUGAAUCUCACCCUGAAGCCUGAACAAACGUGCACGGAAAACAACUGCUGCAUUUACAAGUCAAGAGAAGGAAAGAGAAUGAAAGGAUAAGACAAUAUCAAAAGUCUAACCUAAAAAAAAAGCAACUCAAAACUCAAACAGGAUGGAGAACGCCUAGUCUACCAGCACGUUAAUUCCCCUCACCUUUUCAUCCUCGUCAUUAACAUCAUCCGGAGUAGGACGGGACUCGGGACAUUGUGUAGUCUAUAAAUCCGCGUUCACUUUUUGGCUACAGUGACAUCACUAAACCCAUUCCUCUCCGCCAGCAUCCUUCCUGAUCAAUGUGCCCGGCGUGUGCUGCUGAUGCCCGCACGGAUUGUUGCUCUUCCCCGAUCCAUCCUACAACGAGCGGAUCUGUGGAGGGAUCCCCGGUCAAAGUGCCUGACUUUCCCUGGCCUGGAUAGCGGCUUGGUCACGGCAGCUACGCUCAAGCAAUGACUUAUAUCCUCUCAACUCUGGUCCUGUUAUCUGUCCAGGCAUUGUGGGUGGGUUGCAGUCCCCUGGAGGUGUUAGCGGUGGACAACGUUAACUUCGGGGUCCACGUGGAGAAUGAGACCCGGGUGCGAGACACGAUGAGUCGGCGUCACCACAGAGUGUACCAGCUGUACAGCAGGACCAGUGGGAAACACAUCCAGGUCCUGGGGAGGAAGAUCAGUGCCGAGGGAGAGGACGGGGACAAAUAUGCCCAGCUAGUUAUGGAGGCAGACACCUUUGGUAGCCAGGUGAGAAUCCGUGGAAGAGAGACAGACUUCUACCUCUGCAUGAACCGUCGAGGCAAGCUCGUUGGAAAGAGGGUGAGCAAUCGCAGUGCGGACUGCGUCUUCAUAGAGAUGGUGUUGGAGAACCACUACACGGCCCUCAUGUCUGCUCGCUACCCCGGCUGGUACGUGGGCUUCACCAAGAGAGGCCGGCCCCAGCGCGGGUCACAGACACUCCCCAACCAGCAGGACGUGCACUUCCUGAAACGUCUCCCCGUGGGGGAACAGCCAGACCUGCAGCCGUUCCGCUUCACCACGGUCAGCAAGAGGAAGAGGGUGAGAGGGAUCAGACCCACCCCGACGCCCGGCCCCACAGAGACCCUGGCUCCCUCGUAGCAGCUAAGACCUGGAGCUGAAACACCCAAACUGACACCCAUCUCCAUGGAGACCCUGGCUUUCUUGUAGCAGGGCUGAAAAACCCAAACUGACACCAAGAUCCUCUGAAAUUCUGUCUCCCUCAUAGCAGUGGGCUCUGAGCCCUACAGCUAACCAAUUCAGAACUCAGAACACCCUCUUGCAGGACAGAAACUAGUGAACACGUUGAUAGACACCAAGACUGACUACGGUGGUGUACAAUUCAAGACGGCUAAAUGCAAUGUUAUACACUUUCAAGAAACUGAUAUUGAUCUACGCACUCUAGAUCCUUCAAUAUUCAAGACAACCGAACAUUAUAGGGUUCGUUCAACGAUGAAUACUCCAAUCACAGACAUCCGAUCUACAUUUCACGCUCUCAAAAACCUCUAAACCCUUCCGAAGACACGAACAAUGUUUGGUACAGAAAUCCAGACAAGAGAACUUGUUCUUUUCAGUCUUUACACUUUGUGUGGCAACUUUUUACUAACAAGUCCACAUUUUCUUGCCCCCGACUUUUCACUCCACAUGUAAGGCUGUCGUACAAACUAGAACAGUAUCUGUAAUAUUUCUUAGCUUCAAUUACUGACCCAGACGAUCUUAAGUUGCUUAUGGUAUUAAAAGUUAUUUAUUUUGCUUGUUGGUUUAACCCAGUUGUUUCUAUAAGGAGGCUGUGUGCUUUCGAACAGCAAAAACAAAAAAAGCAUAUUUACAAUUUUCUACAUUGUGCUGAAAAACCUUUCUCCUCUCCCAUAUAAUAGGAUAGGUUAUGUAAAUCACCAAAGGCUUCCUCUGGAGAGCAAAUGCCCUCUGGUGGUCACUGAACAUAAAUGUAACAUUUAACUCGUGCAAAGAAAAACUACAACUUGACUAUUGCUCUUCAUGAACAUAGUCAGCCACGAAAGCGUGGAGAACAGCAUCUGCUAAAUGACUACGGAGAAAAGAUGGUGAAAUAUCUAGGUGGUGUCUUCUACACCACUGCCAUGAUCAGCAUCAUCAUUGCAACCAGCUGGGUUUCGAACCGUGUAAGAAACACACACGCACACCGCACUGUUUAACACUCCUUCACAGUCAAGUACUUUAUUCUUAUUAAUAAUAAUGUUUUUUUUUUUUUCCUUUAAAAAAUCAUUUCAAUAUACAACACCAUUUUAGACGAGACACUUCUGUUUACAACUAGUUUCAGCUCAUUCAGAACCUAGACAGGCAGACAGCAAGAGAGGCUGAACAAGACAGACAGACAGGUUUGAAGGGGUUUGGGAGCGAAAAAAAAAACUACAAUUUUAGUACAAUGUAACAAAGAUGGGCAAAUGAACCCCCCCCCCCCCCAAAAAAAAAGAA
Messenger RNA from Hypomesus transpacificus, 3213 nucleotides. RefSeq names its product fibroblast growth factor 18-like. Gene Ontology annotation, molecular function: growth factor activity; type 2 fibroblast growth factor receptor binding; type 1 fibroblast growth factor receptor binding. Lineage: Eukaryota; Metazoa; Chordata; Actinopteri; Osmeriformes; Osmeridae. Gene Ontology annotation, biological process: positive regulation of cell population proliferation; fibroblast growth factor receptor signaling pathway; animal organ morphogenesis. Bases 1201 to 1860 code for a protein of 219 amino acids. Gene Ontology annotation, cellular component: cytoplasm. The record is from RefSeq and is a predicted model, not a curated record. The transcript is spliced from 5 exons.